Messenger RNA from Saccostrea echinata, 3210 nucleotides. Its product is annotated as mucin-2-like. Lineage: Eukaryota; Metazoa; Mollusca; Bivalvia; Ostreida; Ostreidae. The transcript has a single exon. The record is from RefSeq and is a predicted model, not a curated record. The coding region runs from base 1 to 3210 and encodes 1069 amino acids.
AUGGAAAAUACUGGGGAUAUUCAAACUUUUAUUAACACAUCUUCAUUAACAACUUUUGCAUCUGUUGAUCAAACAGAAUCCAAAUCUACCACAACAUCGGCGACAACGACAUCAACUACAUUAUCAACGACCACAUCAAAAGUAAGAACAACAACCAAAUUGCCAACCACAAAAACAACAGCUAUAACAACCACAACGAAAUCAAUAGCUAUAACAAAUCGAACAACAACAAGUAAAUUACCAACCACAACAACUUCACCUACAAGAUCAAGAAGACCGUCAAUCAAUAAAGGUAAACAACUACACACAGGGAAGUUAAUCAUGCCCCCUCCUCCACCUCCAGUCUCAAUAAAUUUUCCGUACGGUAAAGGACCUACAUUCUUUUCCAAGUUCAACAAAUUUCUGGGGACAAGGAAGCGACCUCGAAUAACAGCCGCAGCGUCUAGUCCUUAUACAAGAGUACACAACAGAGGACCUUAUACCACAGUCAGUGUAGGAAGUAAAAGACUGCGGAAAACAACCACAACGGAGAGUCCACAUAUCAAAGUACACAAUAGACGACCGCAUACGACAGCCAGUGUACAAAAUAAGGGACUCCACAAAACGACCACAACUGAGAGUCCGUUUACCAGGAUACAGAAAAAACGAACUCAUACCACAGAAAAUGUACAAAAUAAGGGACUUCGUAUAUCUACCACAACUGUGAGUCCGUAUAUCAGGGCACAGAACAGACGACCUCAUACCACAGAAAAUGUACAAAAUAAAGGACUUCAUAUAUCCACCACAACUGUAAGUCCGUACGUGAACAGGAAACAAAAUGCUGGGCGUGUAGAAGAACAAAAACCUCGAUCUGUUAUAACAACGCUUAGUCCAGCAAAAAAUGCGGAGUCUGGGCAAGGGCAAAACAGAUCAACAUUAGGAUCUGUACAUUCAAUAUCUGAGUCGACGCCGAAAUCUGUAAAUGACCGAAAACCUACAACUGAAUCUUUACCUAUAGUUACUUCUUCUAAAAAAGAAGCAAAAACUAAAGAUGCUGUAUCAACUAAAACUAAACCUGCAAAGGUUCCGAGACCUUCAGAGGAAGUUAUUCCAGACGUUGUGCCAUACCUGAUAUUCUUCCCGGAUGAGAGGAAUGAUAAAUAUGAAGGCUUUUCUAAGAACCCUCCAAACAAACUGGAAAUUAAGAAGCCAAAAAUAAGUUUCCGGUCUCGGACGACAUCAGCCACACAUGUCGUUGAUCCGCCACGUAAAGCAAAAGAAAAGCUUGAUAUCACUCAACGAAAGUUCUUUGGAAAUUUUUCCUCCAAUAUGAACCUCAAGUUGAACCGUAAAACGCCUAAAGAGGAAUCCUACACAAAGAUCAAAAUGAAAGAACAUGGUCCGACGUCGCACCCCCUUAGUGCGAGUCUGAACAAAAUAAAGACCAACGUCGAAGGUAACUCCUCUUCUAAUUUUAAAGUAACACAGUUCAAUAACACCCAAGUCGGAAAAGACGGAGGGAAAAUUUACAUGGAUGAAAAUUUGCCCACUUUUGAGCCAUAUGUUCCAAACAAUGAAACAAAUUCCACUGACCUUUACACGGAGGUCAAGAACGUGGUCCACCAUAAUUUUGUUUUGAAUGGUCUAAUAGAAAAUAUGGGGACAUUGCUGAAAAACGGCGAAUCCAAAAUACACUUUCUUCUAAAAGGAAACCGUGAACGCGAUAAAAGCAAAAGGAAACCUAUAAAAGCAACAGAAAAUGUACAGCUGGUCGACGGUAAUUUUAUACCUACACAAGAACAAGAGAAAUUAACGAAUCCUCAAGGGGAAGAAACGCGUCCAAAGGGGGAAGUAACGCGUUCUCGAGACUUGAUAAAAAGUCAGGAUGUUCAAAACAAAAUGGCGGGAAACCAGGACUUGACUCAUUCUCAAAGAGAUGCUCAGGUAAACAUAGACCUGGACAACACAUUGUCAGAAAACACGAAGAAACAAAGGACAGCUAAAGAGAAGAUGAAUCCAGUAGAAUUUAGUGCAAAAAAUGUCAAUGUGUUCAAGGGUAAUAGUGCUAUAUCAAGAAAAGCUGAGAAUAUCGAAACAACAACAUCUAAGACGGUGCACCAGACUGUAAGACCAUUUCCAGCUCACAUGACCCGACUUCGUCCAACAAACCAAUCAAAAGACAGAAAGGUCAUGUCUGCUCUGAUGUCCUUCCCCCCACCCCCGCCACCUUCGCCGAUUUAUUACAAAAACCUUAAUAAAAAGACACCCAGUAAUCCAAGCCCAGCAAAGAGAGAUCAAACAUCUCGAGAUGUGAUAGGAACAAUUCCUCCGGAAAUCAACAGAGCAGAAAAGAAAACAACAGUUAAGUUUCCACCUGUACCUUCUAUUUAUCCAUCCAAUGAACGAUCGCCAAUACCGGCCCCAACACCGAUAAGAGUAAAAACAACAAACCCAACUAAAGUUACAACAACGACUGCACCACCAACAACAACACAAAAAACGACCACUAGGGCGCCUAAGACAGUGACCCCGAAUCUCUACUAUCCGACCAUACCCAGGGGAUUGACCACUACUGUUUACAAAAUCAGUCAGAUCUUCUUCCCUCCAGAUUUCACACAAAGAAGAUCACUUACCGAUAUCAUUAAUGCUGAUCCAAAUAAAGUCCCAGGGACGUACACAAAAACUGUGUAUCCACCCACACUAAAACAAAUAAAUGCCACCGAUGUGAUGUUGUCAACCCCCUAUCAUGUGAAGGAUUCCGUUUCUAAAGUACCACUCCUAACUUCUGGUACCACCGUAAGUACAGUUCGACAGAAAGCUCCGGGCAUUAAAGGUCUCCCGCGCAACAUAAAGCAGACAGAAUCGGAAUCAACUUCUUCACCAUAUUUAAGGAGUAAAUUAGAGGUUCCCGAUCCAUUCACGACAGGUAACAAUGAUAUCACAACCCAAUCAGAGUCACCUCACGUAUUUAAACACGCUAACGGGUCCGCUUUAACGACAAACGUCCGUAAACAAACGAAAGAAGUGAAAACCUUUCGCAAUGUUGGUAUAAACAUUUUAAAAGAAAUAUUUAAGUCACCGAAGGUGAAAAAGCAGGACGUUCUCUCAGGAAAAGUGAAACUACCACAGGGAAAGAACGCAGUGAUUUUAGACAUUGGUCUGAUGAAUAAAAUCAUGGAUACUUUCAGGCGAUGGCUUGCCAGUAUGAAGUUGUUAGUGGUAGAGAAAUAA